Molecule: messenger RNA, 807 nt
Organism: Aureobasidium subglaciale EXF-2481
Lineage: Eukaryota; Fungi; Ascomycota; Dothideomycetes; Dothideales; Saccotheciaceae
Exons: 1
Coding region: 1-807 (268 amino acids)
Source: RefSeq, a predicted model, not a curated record
AUGAAGUACAGUUUCGCUCUUGCCGCUCUGGCUACUGUGGUUGCUGCUUCCGACUCCCCUCUUCUCACACGUCAAACCGACAACACGGAGGAAUACAUUCGUGAAGUCUGCUUCCCAAACACCACAUCGCCGAUCCCGCCUUGUCAGCAAAUCAUCAACAUUGAAUCUGCUUGCCAGCCCAAUGGCACCGCUCCCCUCGACUACUCAGCACACCAACAAUGCAUGUGCAAUGGCGGUUACUUCCCCAACUGGAGCGGCUGUUUGAACUGCCAAUACGUCCACGGCACACGCAGUGAAGCUGUCGCACAAGCCAACGAAGCCAUCAUCUCUUCUGCUUCCUCUGCUUUUUGCACCGGUACACCUACUGCGGUGUUCGCGAGCUAUUUCUCGUCUAUCAGUGACGAAAGUCCACAGACCGCAACUGGUGCUGCCACAACGCUCAGUGACCAAUACCCGAGUCAAAGCGCCGUGAGCCUCUAUUACACAGCUUCUGGUAAUCAGGGUGUUGGUGCUGUUACUGGGAGUGCUGCGCAAGCUACUGCUGCUGUGUCGUCGAGUGCGACUCGCUCGAGUAGUGCUUCUUUGGCUGCUAGCGCUGCUACCACGACUGGAGCUUCUUCCUCGACUGGUUCGAGUUCGUCUAGACAGUCUUCGAGUUCGAGUCGAUCGAGCAGUGGUAGUCAGGUUUCGUCCAGCGUGGCCUCUUCUGCCUCUUCUGCCUCUGGUGCCGCGACUGGUGCUGCCAAUGCUGUCGUCGUGAGCGAGGGAAUGCUCGCCUUUGUUGCUGGAGCCAUGAUGUUGCUGUAA